Messenger RNA from Botrytis cinerea B05.10, 1145 nucleotides. RefSeq lists its product as hypothetical. The transcript has 2 exons. The coding region runs from base 96 to 794 and encodes 232 amino acids. The record is from RefSeq and is a predicted model, not a curated record. NCBI's taxonomy places the organism in Eukaryota, Fungi, Ascomycota, Leotiomycetes, Helotiales, Sclerotiniaceae.
GGAAAGAGUCUCAGAUAUUUUCGAUUCGAUUAAGUUGUAAUAUAUAUUUUUUUUAGAGGAAAUUAUUUUGAAAAAGAAAAAUUAUCAAAAGAAAAAUGUUGGUUUCUAAUUUAUUCAUGAUGGUGGGACUGGGGGCCGUGGUGUCUGCGAGAGCAGUGGAGAAGAAUGAACGCUCAUUUCAGCGACCCAUCAAUGACCCCUCAUUACCUCGCCCUCCAACCCCCUCCUCGCCUCAAUCCUGCAUUUUUACGCCAUCUCUUCCAAUGCCACCUGUCUCUUUCACAUCCACUCUUCCCGCAUCUCUUCAUCAUCACCUCCCGAAUGUUCUCCUCUCCCACUCAUUCUUCAACUCAAACCUACCUCCUUCCUCUGUCUCUACCGCCCCCAUGAUCUCGACCCUCUCCCUUUCCGAAGUAACUGGCGACGCUUCCCUUCAAGGGAUUUUCCUCGGCCUCGUCUACACUUCUAUCGGCAAAUCCACCUCCGAGCCUCCUUCAGACUCUCUACCCAAAUCUCACGCAACCAAACCAAAAGCAAAACCCCACUGCCGUCCUCAAUUUCCCAAACCCAAAGUGGAUGAACAAGACGAUUUCGAUAAAUCAUGGGGACAUAUCAAUAAUCACGAGAUUCGCUCGCCGGUUCUGUCAGUGCCACAGUCAAACCCGUCGACGGAGAUGAGAAGAUGUUUUACGGAGGCAGUGGAAGGAGUGAGAGAGAGUGGACUGGUAGAAGGGACGCUGAAGUUUCCUAAAGAAGGUGGUAAAAUACGCUUUUUGAUCUGGAGAGUCGAUUGAAUGGUGGAGAUUGAAUUGAGCAUAUUUCAAUCUGGUGGGAAACUUUUCAUUUUAUUUUAUGAAUAGAUGACAUGGCGAAUGGAUCUGGGACUAGAAAAUCGAAUGUUACAGGUGUUUAAGGCUGGAUUGGAGUUCGGGAAUUCAUGCCCUCUUGCAGUUUCGAUGUAUGUGUUGUGCAUGCGGCAAAACGAGAUGAGAUAGGAUGAACAAUUUUAUGCAAUUAUCAAACGUCUCGAAAAAGUGAUGGGAAAUGAAUCAUCUCAUGGAAUCGAGCACAGAUUGUUACCAGGUAUAAAAUUUCCGUUCAGUGAAGAUAUGAAUAAAUCUCAAUUCGUAUCAUGAGAGCUCGGC